Molecule: messenger RNA, 2331 nt
Organism: Cloeon dipterum
Lineage: Eukaryota; Metazoa; Arthropoda; Insecta; Ephemeroptera; Baetidae
Product: cyclin-dependent kinase 9-like
Exons: 8
Coding region: 497-1744 (415 amino acids)
Biological process (GO): positive regulation of transcription elongation by RNA polymerase II; protein phosphorylation
Cellular component (GO): nucleus; cyclin/CDK positive transcription elongation factor complex
Molecular function (GO): ATP binding; RNA polymerase II CTD heptapeptide repeat kinase activity; cyclin binding
Source: RefSeq, a predicted model, not a curated record
UUUAUUUAUUGGUUGUAUCUGAAAAUAGUUGUUCGCAGAGUUACAGGUGUAUAGCCAGUGGAAUUUUUGUGAGGGCGGUAGGGAUGACAACCAAAAUACCCUUUUGUCCAUUUUUGGUGUCUUGCAGAGCGGAACGGGAAGCAAAAGAAAAAUGUUAUUGCUUCAAAGGGAGGGGAAAAAUGCGUUGUGAGCCGAUCACUUUGGAAGUAACCCUCAUCGCGUCAGUUUCGAAGUUUCGCUCUCCUUUGUCGCACGUGCACCUCGCUCAGCUCUCUCUCGCUCUAUGCCUUUGUCAGGGACUUGAUUGCCUGCAACACCGAGGCAUCUCUCUUUUUGUAUUUCCAAAAAAAGACGAUUAGACCAUUCGAUAGUCGCCACGGCAAUAACACGUGGGGUCACACGUUGUUUUGGAGAUCAUCAAAUUUGGAACCCCUCUUACACCCUCACAGCUGAGCUUGAGAAUCGCGAAGGAGAAAUAAUAUUUCAACUUUGAGAAAUGGCUUCUACUAGUGCCAGCACCAGCAGUGGACGCCCGUCCGGCUCCUCCAGUUCCAAUAGCUCUUCCAGUAGCGAUGACCCACUCAUAGCGUCAGGAUUGCUCUGUCAAAUGAAGGACAAAGAAAAAUACAUGGAGAACUGCAAUUUCCCAUAUUGUCAGGACGUGGUGAAAUACGAAAAGGUCGCCAAAAUCGGACAGGGGACCUUUGGUGAAGUCUUUAAGGCAAGAGACAGGAAAAACCCGCUGAAAUUUGUGGCUUUAAAAAAGGUGCUGAUGGAGAAUGAGAAAGAAGGAUACCCAAUCACGGCCUUGAGAGAGCUGAAAAUCCUGCAAAAUCUCAAGCACGAGAAUGUUGUGGAUCUCAUCGAGGUAUGCCGCACAAAACCAUCUCGAGAAAACAAAUACAUCCCUAAUUUCUACUAUGUUUUUGAGUUUUGUGAGCAUGACCUUGCUGGUCUUCUCUCAAAUGUCAACGUCAAAUUUAGCAUGGGCGAAAUAAAAAUGGUGAUGCAACAGUUGUUGAAUGGCCUUUAUUACAUCCACAGCAACAAGGUACUGCAUAGAGAUUUAAAGACUGCCAAUAUACUUAUGACCAAAAAAGGCAUUCUCAAAUUGGCCGAUUUUGGAUUGUCUAGAGCGUUCACUGUCUCUACAAGUGGGCAGCAGAACAGAUACACAAAUCGUGUGGUGACCUUAUGGUAUCGCCCGCCUGAACUGCUGCUUGGCGAGCGAAAUUACGGACCUCCUGUGGACCUAUGGGGAGCUGGAUGCAUAAUGGCUGAAAUGUGGACUAGGAGCCCCAUAAUGCAGGGGAGUACUGAAAUACAUCAGCUCACUCUCAUCUGCCAGCUCUGUGGCUCCAUCACAACUGAUGUUUGGCCUGACGUUGAGUCGCUAGAAUCGUUUAAGAAAGUCGUGUUGCCGCCUGGCCAAAAGCGCAAGGUCAAAGAACGCCUGAAGCCGUACCUGAAGGACCCUUACGCAUGUGACCUACUGGACAAGCUGUUGAUGCUGGACCCAGAAAAGCGAGUUGACAGCAAUGUUGCUUUGAAUCACGAUUUCUUCUGGACAGAGCCAUUUCCAACUGACUUGUCUAGCAUGCUAGCUCAGCACACACAUAGCAUGUUUGAAUAUCUCGCGCCACCUCGCAGACCAGGGAUCAUGCGGCCUGCCCCUUCACAGCAAAGGGCCCAGGCAAAACCUUCAAGCACCCUCGAUGGCGGCUUCCAAGAUAGAGUAUUUUGACUCUAAUGCGGUUAAAAUAACCCGAGUGCGAGAUUCUAAAGCAAAUAAUUCCUUGGCCUUCAAAAGCAUGGCGCAGAGUCAACUCCUUUCUCAAACCAAAUUAAUUGAUAUCAAAUUUGGCCUUGCAUUCCAUUAUUUUUGGAUUAAUGUAACAAUUUCUUUACUGAGCAAGGCAAUCCUACUCCAACCGCAGGUGGCAACAAGCCAUGUGAACUAAAUAAAUUUGCAAAUAAACCCCUUUUCUCUGCAUUUGGGGUCUUAUCAAAAUGACAAACGUGAUAAAAUCACACGCGUGACAUCAAGUGUUAAACCAGCAAGCAGGGAUUAAGACUACUUUCACAUUUUCCCAGAUCUGAAUGUGCUUAAGUUGGCAAUGUAAAGUGAGUCAGUAGGCAUUCUGCCCCUGAACAUUAUGAGCUAACAGCAUAAUUAAUCAUGAAUUGAGACUCAUCCAAACCAUUCCAAUCAUUGCUUGGGUUAGGAACACGGUGUGUGUCAGUUACUGAUCCUGCUAUGUUUCACUAAAAUUUAGAGUUUUGAAAAGAAUUAAAGAUACCAUGUAAUUAUUUGUCUUAAAAAACUGGCCU